GGACAGCUAGUAAUGGAAGUUAGACUGUGCUAUACAGGCUGAAAUACUCAACGCUAAACAAAUAUUAUAAUGGAAGAGGAAUUGGAUUUCCAGAAAAUUUGUAGAGUAUGUUUAAAUGAAGGGGUAAUGAUGUCAAUAUUCAAAGUAAACAUUUCCAAAAAAUUAAUGGCCUGUGCCUCAAUCCAGGUUUGGCAGUAUGAUGGCCUGCCCACUCAAAUUUGCCAAAAGUGCUCAGCCAAAUUACACAUAUCCUUCCAGUUCAAAAAAUUAUGUGAAAAAUCAGACGGCAAACUACGUCAGCAGCUAAAUAAAAUCAAUGAGAGACAAGCACAACAACAGCAGCAACAACAACAACUGCAACAACAAAAUCCUCCCAUCCAAACCGUUGAAAAGCAAUCUACCCCGAACUUACCUCAAUAUACUCAGCCCAUACCAGAAAACAGUUGUGUUUUCAUCGAAUGCAAUCCCAUUAUUGAUAGUAUUGGCCACGAAAACAAUUUUAUCCCUCCUAGUCAACCCGAACAACAGAUCACACAGUUAGACUACAAUCAGCUAGGUGGCUACAAUGUGGAUAGUGUGGGGAAUGUACAAGUGUAUAAUGGGAGUUAUAAUAUGUCCUUGGAACAUACUGGGGUUUUACACAAUCAGGAAAUUCAAUCAUUGCAGCUGGAUCCUCAACCACAACAACCUCAAAUUCAAUAUUUAAAUCCACCACCAAACCACCAACUCACUAAUCUAUCAAAUAGUACCAACAAUGUUAAAGACGAGGUGGAAAAAACAAAAGUAAAUCAAUCUCCCACCCCUGUAGAUACCAGCAAGCAGUGCCCUACUUGUAAUAAAAUAUUUUCUACGAUGACCAAAUUGACCAGACAUAUGAAGACCCAUGCUUCAGACUUGCCUUAUAAAUGUAAAAUUUGCAAUAAAGGAUUUGCUCACAGCGGUAAUUUUAAAAUCCAUCUAAGAAUGCACACUGGGGAAAGGCCUUUCAGGUGUGUAGUAUGCGAUAAAGGCUGCAGGCAGGCGCAAGAUUUAGAGAAGCAUAUGAGAACACAUACAGGAGAGCGCCCACACAAAUGUGCAAUGUGCCCGAAAGCGUUUUCAACCAGAUCGAACUUGAUAGCUCACAUUCGAAUCCACACAGGAGAGCGACCGUAUGUCUGCUGCGUCUGUCAGAAAUCGUUUUGCCAGUCAAACGAACUCACCAAACACAUGCGAACGCACACAGGAGAAAAAUCCCACAUAUGUGAUAUUUGCAAUAAAGGUUUUAACGGUUCAAGUACGCUGAUAGUCCAUCGGAGAUCCCACACAGGGGAACGCCCCUACGUUUGCCUAGUGUGUAAUAAAGCUUUUACACAAAAUAGUUGUCUAGCGACCCAUAUGAAACGUCACAACACCAACUCACAAUGUGAUAAUAACGUAAACACCAACUCAACACGAGAGCAAGAUACCAGCAAUAAUCCUAAAGAAACUUUCACGUGUACCUUUUGUAGUAGUAGUUUUGAAUCGUCGACGGAGUAUAACGAGCAUCUCAAAACGCAUUCUACGCCGAGCGAGGAAAGCUAACAUUUGUAGUUGUUUACUUCAGUUAGACAAUAGUGUUGGGGCUGCCAUUAUAUAUAAAAACCGAUUGACACUUUUUUUAGGGUUUCCUUCUUUGUCAAAGAUUGUAGACCACUAGAAUGAAUUCUAAAUUGUAAGUUUAAAGAACCCUCGAAAUACUCAUGGCCGAAAAUCUCACAAUAUGGACUUUGUUGUGAGUUUUGUCAUUAUUUAUUUGAGUCAAGCGUUUCUAGUUUCAUAAUAAUCUUAUUUUCGGUAAAUCGUCUUGUAUUAAAUACCGUGUUGUUACUGCCUUCUAGGUCGUAAUUAAUUAAAACUCUCUUCUUAGUUCAAAUACAUUAUAUUAUUUACUUUUAACUCCGUCUACGAUUAACCAUAACAAUGGGUUUACAUAUCACAGUAACGACCUACCGUCACAUUGCUCAAUUACUAACUACUAUAAAUAAUUAUAACGAUAACGAUGAUCCGUAUCAUCGGGCGUUCACUUAUAUACAUGAUGAACUCUCGCAACCUCACGCUCGGCCUUGGUCAAGGGCGAACGAUGAAUGAUAUAUGUUUUUCUUUGAAUAACACAUCUUUUGUACAGGGUGAUAUUAUAAUACCACAGUCUGAACUUACGCUUCCAACAGUAGUAUUUCUACCAUUUGAAUAUAUCUAUCACCGAAAGAUCACACCAUAUUGAUGUACUGGGUAACAGUGAGGCCAGAUGGUCCAACUCAGAUUGAUUUUUAACAGAUGAAGCCACAAUAGAAUGUUCCGAUAGUCCAUGUGGUGAGAAAGCUCCCGUCUGAAAAAAAUUCUGAUUCGGUUUCUUUGUGGAUUCCUAUUCAAAAAUGUCCCCUUUAAACAAAUCUGAAGAGUGCCGGGCGGAAUUUUUGGGCAGAAAUUGUUUAAACAAUAUUUUUAAUCAAAUACAAAAGAUCACCUUUUUUGACCCGAAGAAUAUUUUUUUAGGUUUUUUUGGGUCAUUCUAAACAAUACAGGUAUAUUGUGAUUUUUCUCAAAAGUUGAUAGUUUUCGAGUUAUAGGCGAUUUAAAACUAAAAAAUACUAAAAAAACUAAAUCUAAAAAAUAUAUUUUUCGGAGGAAAAUAGGAGAUUUUUGGAAAUAGUGCGCGCCACACCGGCAAAAAAAUCGGAUGAACACGCAUAAUUAACAAUUAAAUACCAACGGUGUAAAUUUAAGUUAGACCCGAUCAGUCUGCAGAAUCUUGAAAACGAAUGUUUAAACCACAAUUCAAGUAUUUGGCAACCUCAAAAAUACUAAUUUAAAUAUGAGUAUUGCGUAUUUUCGCAUUUUUCAGAUUUUAAAUCGCCUAUAACUCGAAAACUUUGAGAAAAAUAACCCAAGAAACCUAAAAAAAAUAUUCUUCGGGUCAAAAAGGUGAUUUUUGCAAUGUAGUUGAGUUAGCUCAGUAUUACAGGAUUAAUAAAGAUGCAUUUUUUUUGUAUUUUCAGGGCAGCUUCUGUUCUACCUAUAUGUCAAUUUUGUAGCCUGUAUCAAAUUUUUCUACAGAUUUGUAUAAAGUUCUCAUACAAGAUGUUUAACUUAGUUUUUUUUUAAUUUAUUAAUAAAAUUAAUUUCAUUUUGUG
Molecule: messenger RNA, 3152 nt
Organism: Diabrotica virgifera virgifera (western corn rootworm)
Lineage: Eukaryota; Metazoa; Arthropoda; Insecta; Coleoptera; Chrysomelidae
Product: zinc finger protein 501-like
Exons: 6
Coding region: 70-1563 (497 amino acids)
Biological process (GO): regulation of transcription by RNA polymerase II
Cellular component (GO): nucleus
Molecular function (GO): RNA polymerase II cis-regulatory region sequence-specific DNA binding; zinc ion binding; DNA-binding transcription factor activity, RNA polymerase II-specific
Source: RefSeq, a predicted model, not a curated record